Molecule: messenger RNA, 2067 nt
Organism: Epithele typhae
Lineage: Eukaryota; Fungi; Basidiomycota; Agaricomycetes; Polyporales; Epitheliaceae
Exons: 3
Biological process (GO): protein phosphorylation
Molecular function (GO): protein kinase activity
Source: RefSeq, a predicted model, not a curated record
GAGCUCGACAAGGUGCAUCAUCUCUGCCUCGGUCACACUCUUCACCUCUCCGAGACUAAGGCCGACGAGGGAGAGGUGACUGGGUCCAAAAUCGACGGCGGCUUUUUCCACGACGAUGACAAGGAUUUUCUCCUCCCCGGCGUUCCCAAUUGGCAUUAUUCGCGCUUCCUCGUCGAGUUCAAAAAUGGCGAUAAGGCACUUGACCCGUUCAUUAAAGACUCAAGGAAUAAAGAGGACUCGCAGAAGCGUAGCGAUGUCCGUGGCCAGCUCUACACAUACGCGGAUUGCCUCCUCUAUGCGCAGCAUCGAACCCACCUUUUCAUGCUGUUCGUCAACGGCUCCAAGUACCGACUUCUGCACUGGGACAAGUCCGGCCUCAUUGUCAGCCACGCGAAGUCCUACCUUACCACCAAGGGGGAUACCAAAGAGUUUCUCUCCCUCCUCGCGGACCUGUCGGCGCUGUCGUCCAAAGAUGCCGGCCUCGACCCCAGUGCAGAGCGUCUCUCUCCAAAGUCAUGCGGGUGGGCCCGUAUGGACUGGGUCGCCGGAACGGGAGACUCCAAAGAUCUAUUGACUGAUAUCGACGAGAAUGACACUGCGGUCUACAACACCUCCGACAUCCGUUCCGACUUUCUCGACAGAUGGGGCGAUUGUACAGGCUUUGCCAAGGGGGGCAAGUUCGAAGAUCCGCACGCGAAGAUGGAUGAAAAGGCUGAGAAGGUGUGGUCGGCUCCACGGCGCACCUUCAAGUACAUCCGCGAGCUGUUCGCAAAGUCGCUCGCAAAGAACGCGUCGCGAUACGUGCUCAAGAUCGAGGGCAAGCGCUAUCUCGUUGGCAACGCCCUGGUCCGCACGCACGAACCGUUCGGGCGGGGGACGCGCGGAUGGCCCGCGAUCGAGUGGCACACGCAGAGUCUCGUGUUCGUCAAGGACGCGUGGCAGCCCCACUAUGUCGGAGUGGACCCCGAACAUGUCACCCUCAGGAAUCUCAACGAGGCCCAAGUCGCGGGCGUCCCCACGCUUAUCGCCGCGCAGGCGUACGAGGGGCACGUCACGUUCUUGUCCUCGAUCGCGGGCGUCACGAACCCCGCCCCGCCUCCCGACUCGUCCAAUCCUCUGGCGACCCACACGCCAACGCCUCGAUCUCGUGCAACGGACAGUCGAAUUGGCUCCGCGCUGGUUAGCGACCCGCCUCACCAGUUCACCCCUCCAUCGUCCUCGCAGGUCUCCGUCGAUAUUGCGUCACGUUUGGCGUCAAGUGGCGCUGCUUCUCUUACAGCUGCUACAUCGCCGGAGGACCUCUCCGGGGUGCGGCAUCUACGGCACGUCCGCAUGGUGGUCGCUGAGAUAUGCCUCCCGUUGAGGAUGUUCCGUAAUGGACUGGAGCUCAUACUGAUCAUACUCUACGCCAUCUCUGCCCACGAGCAAGCCUACAAGUCGAAACACAAGCUGCUCCACCGGGACGUCAGUGUUGGCAACAUCCUCAUUAGGCCGCGGUUCGAGUCUGUCGAGGAAGGGAAGUCGCAAAUUAGGGGGCGUGGGGUCCUAGCGGAUUGGGAAAUGGCGAAAAGUGAGGACGUGCACGUUGCUAUGCAGCCCACGCGAACGGGCACGUGGCCGUUCAUGUCCAUGCUGUGUCAGAUGGACGCGAUGAGACCGAUCGAGGUGGCCGACGAGCUCGAGUCGUUCUUUCACGUCUUGGUCUUCAUGGUCGUCGUAUACAUGGCCAGCAGCUGGAAGCCCGCCGUCGUCGACCGGUUUGUGCCAAAGUACUUCUAUGACGGCGAAAAGAAUGAGGACGGCGGCGAGACGUGCAGCGACACACGCGACAAGUGCAUCCGACAAGGCGCUGUCACGACUGGGCACGACCCGCUCAAGCUGUAUCACGUCGAUGAUGCCGGGCAGGAAGUUCCUGGGCACCCUCUGGAUGACAUCCUCUCCGAACUCCUCCGACUGUUCCGCGCUCGCUUGCUCGUCCACGAAGCCAGUCUGCGCGCCUCCGCAACAUCCUCGGCGAAAGCCACCACUUCGAACACGGCUCCCGUGGCGCCCGGCAUCCUGAUGAUC